ACGUGACCUCACUCACCAUUUUUCGCGCCAAUAUAUUCACGCGUCACACGAGUUACAUCGAAGUACCAUAAAACCUGCAAUCUGUGUGUUUGCCUUUUUUCCUUUUUAUCAUGGGGGUUUGUUUUUCAAGAAAAAAGGUCCCUGAUAAAGUUUAUAGAUAUUGGUCUGCUGUAGCAUCUUCUCUUCGCCUCGGCUGGAUCGGGACGGAUAACAUCAAGACGGAGAUGAAAACGUGCCAACUUGCUCUUCUCCCUAAUCUGUUGAACUCUUCAGCUGUAGAAGAAGAUUAUCUUGGCCUGGAGGAACAUUUUCGAGAGGGUGUUGAUGUGUCAUGUGGUGAUGAGCGACGUCGAACACCUUUACAUGUGGCAGCAGGAGAGGGCUACGUAGGCACUGUUCACUACUUGCUGCAGCAGGGAGCAGAUGUGAAUGCCUUUGACUGUGAUGGACAAAAUCCACUUCGAGAUGCCAUAUGCUCCAAGAGUUUGGAGGUGGUGGAAAUGUUAAUUUCUGCAGGGGCACGUUUGGAAAAAUCCCCAGAGGAAUUUGGGGCUGAGAUGUGCUAUCUUGCAUGCCUUGGAGAGAAAGAAGAGAUGGAGGCGUGGAAAAAGACUGGAGUCAGUUUUAAUGUUUCUGAUGCUCACGGUCGAACUCCUUUACAUGUGGCAGUGAGCACCAAUCAACCUGAAUUGGUGAAGUUCUGUAUCAGCAAUGGAUCAGAUCUUGAGCAAAGAGACGAGCGCAACAACAGGCCUGUAGAUGAUGCACAGAGACUAGGCUUACAACACUUGGUGGAGCUGUUGAGUCCUCAGGCCCUUUGGCUCAAGCAGGCCACAGAACAGUGAGGAAAUCCCUGUACUUGUCAAAGGUUUCAAAGUUUAAAGUUCAUCCAGAUAAUUAAAAGCAUUGUUUCAUAAGGAUAGGAAAAAAAGGUAGUGUGAACCAGAUGUUUUUAGAACAAAUAAAAAAGGUUAAUGAAACAAUA
Messenger RNA from Megalobrama amblycephala (Wuchang bream), 985 nucleotides. RefSeq names its product L-asparaginase. Lineage: Eukaryota; Metazoa; Chordata; Actinopteri; Cypriniformes; Xenocyprididae. The coding region runs from base 111 to 845 and encodes 244 amino acids. The transcript has 7 exons. The record is from RefSeq and is a predicted model, not a curated record. Gene Ontology annotation, molecular function: protein binding.